Messenger RNA from Balaenoptera ricei (Rice's whale), 881 nucleotides. RefSeq names its product ADP-ribosylation factor 1-like. Bases 1 to 876 code for a protein of 291 amino acids. Gene Ontology annotation, cellular component: plasma membrane; cytoplasm. Gene Ontology annotation, biological process: intracellular protein transport; vesicle-mediated transport. The record is from RefSeq and is a predicted model, not a curated record. NCBI's taxonomy places the organism in Eukaryota, Metazoa, Chordata, Mammalia, Artiodactyla, Balaenopteridae. Gene Ontology annotation, molecular function: GTPase activity; GTP binding. The transcript has 3 exons.
AUGACCUUAGGCAAAUUAAGUAAUCACCCUGUGCCUCCAUUUCUUCAUAAGCUUAAUAAGAAUGAUAGAAGUAACUUCGUUAUACAGAAACUGGAAGCUUCUACUGCCUGCUUCUUGGGACACUUACUCUUGGAAUACGACAACCAUACUGUGCAAAAGCGCAUGCAGCAGUGUGGAGAGGCCCGGGCAGAGAGGGACCGCAGCCUCCAGCAGGGGGCCGCCGUCAGAGCCGCCACCUUGUGGGAGCGAAACCAGCGCCUGCCUCGGGGUAGCAGCUGCGCCGGCCGCCGAGGGCUUCUCUGGCCAGCGUUGCUCCCACUAGUCUACAGCGUGGGGCGUAUCUUUGCAAACCUCUUCAAGGGCCUUUUUGGCAGAAAACAAAUGUGCGUUCUCAUGGUGGGCCUAGAUGCUGUGGGAAAGACCACCAUCCUGUGCAAACUGAAGCUGGGUGAAAUCGUGACCACCAUUCCCACUCUAGGCUUCAACGUGGAAACCGUGGAAUACAAGCACAUCAGCUUCACUGUGUGGGACGUGGGCAGCCAGGACAAGAUCCGGCCUCUGUGGCGCCACUACUUCCAGAACGCACAAGGUCUCAUCUUCGUGGUUGGCAGCAGUGACAGAGAGCGUGUGACUGAGGCCCGAGAGGAGCUUAUGAGGGUGCUGGCAGAAGACGCGCUCAGGGACGCCGUUCUGCUCGCGUUUGCUAACAAACAGGACCUCCCCAAUGCCAUGAAUGCAGCCGAGAUCACAGACAAGCUGGGGCUGCACUCUCUGCGCCACAGGAACUGGUACAUUCAGGCCACCUCUGCCACCAGCGGGGACGGGCUCUAUGAGGGACCGGACUGGCUGUCCAAUCGGCUCCAGAACCAGAAGUGAGCCGU